AAAUGCUGCGAAUAAAUCUAAUAAUUUUAGUUUUAUUUCUGACAUUUAUAAUUGUUGUCAAUUGUGAGGUAAAUGAAAAUGUUAUGGAAAUUUCAGAAAAUGAUACCACAGUUGAAAAGGCAAACUUUUUUAGCAAAUUAUCAAAACUUAUUUUAGCUAAAGGUUUGAAUUUUACAUUUAAUUUGAUUACACAUAAUAAUGACAAUUCAAACAAUGAUACAAUUGAUGGUUACAAUAAUGAUGAUGAUAAUGAUAAUACUAAUAAUGUGAUUAAUGACAAUACCGAUGCAGACAAUGACAAUAUUAUUACUGAUGAGCCAAUUCUAUAUAUUAAUCAAGAAUCAGAUAUUACAUCUGAUAGCGGAUCCAAUCAACCAAUAAUUAGUAGUAAAUCCUAUAAAGAUAUUGAUUUUAACAAUGAAACUGAAUUAUUCAAAGACGAUAACCAAACUGAAAGUAAAUCUAAAGUAUUAACUGACACUAAUAGUCCAGUUAGUAGUAGUAGUGAUGGUGAUGGUGAUGGUGAUGGUGGUAGUGGUAGUGGUAGUAGUAGUAGUAGUCAUGAAUUAUCAACUACUAGUGUAUCGAUUUUUGAAAAAUACUUUGGAAACAAAGCCAAUGAUGAAGAAAUGGAUAAUGAAUUUGAAGAUAAAGAAAAAAAUAUUGUAAAAUUGGUAAACAAAAUAACAACUCAAUUGAAACAUCAAAACAAUGACAAUCAAACUGAAGACAUCCAUCAGAAGAGUUACCACCGAAAACACAAUCAAUCAUAUGAUGAUAAUCACCAGGAAAUACAAGAUGACAGCAAUUCAGUAACACUAAAGUCUAAUGAAUCUAACAGUUUGUUAGUGAAUCAAUCAACGGGACAGUCUAUCGAAGAUAAUAUAGCAAAUAUUACAUCAAAAAUUGAUGAUGAUAUGCCAAAAUCAACUAAUGGAUCAAUAUUUGCAAACCUAAUCGAUGACAAUAAUAUAAAUGUAUUUUAUAGCUAUGCCUUAAUUGGUCUAUUUUUCAGUGUAUUGGUUUUGCUGUUAAUAUUUGCAUAUAUAAAAUGCGACAAUAAAAAUGAUUUUAUUGAUAAUAAUAAUAAAGUUUAUGCCAAUUAUAGUAACUGUCCUAAAGAUGAAGAACUGUUAGAUGAUAUGGAUGUCGACACCACCGAGUCUUAUACUUUGAGUAAAUCGCGAAACAGAAAAUAUAAUAGUUAUUUAUCAAAGUUUAAGACCUACUUUACUUCACAUAUUGACUGA
Messenger RNA from Oppia nitens, 1250 nucleotides. Its product is annotated as probable serine/threonine-protein kinase clkA. NCBI's taxonomy places the organism in Eukaryota, Metazoa, Arthropoda, Arachnida, Sarcoptiformes, Oppiidae. The transcript is spliced from 2 exons. The record is from RefSeq and is a predicted model, not a curated record. Bases 3 to 1250 code for a protein of 415 amino acids.